Python bivittatus (Burmese python) is the source of this 2039-nucleotide messenger RNA. The record is from RefSeq and is a predicted model, not a curated record. Lineage: Eukaryota; Metazoa; Chordata; Lepidosauria; Squamata; Pythonidae.
AUGUUAUUUGUACAGAAUCCUGGAUGUUAUCCAGUAGAACUGGAGAGAGGUUCUCGAGGCUUUGGAUUUAGCCUUCGUGGAGGGAAAGAGUAUAAUAUGGGGCUAUUUAUUCUUCGACUUGCUGAGGAUGGGCCUGCCAUUAAAGAUGGGAGAAUUCAUGUUGGUGACCAGAUUGUUGAAAUCAAUGGGGAACCAACACAAGGAAUCACCCAUACUCGAGCCAUUGAAUUGAUUCAGUCUGGAGGAAAUAAAGUUCUUCUCCUUUUGCGACCAGGGACUGGAUUAAUACCAGAUCAUGGUGGUUUGGAUAGUUUUAAUCCAAUAUCCUCAAGUGUUACACACAGUGAACAGACUUCACUUCCCUCAUCAUCACAUUCUGCUUACACAUCUGAAGCAUCUCAUUUGCCAGAAUCAAAAGCUCUAAUGAAAAUUCAGAUGUCUGAGAAACUAGAAGAACUGAAGAACACUGUGCCUGAAAAGAAAAGCACUUUAAUGGAAAACCAUUUGGAGAUUAAGAAUGCAGUUUGUCCACAAAGGAAUAUGAACAAAUGGGACCACACUUUCAUUCCAGAUAGUAAAGUGAUGCACAGUUCUGCACAAUUAGCAUCGGGCAAUGCAGCCAGUAAAGGCAGAUCGGCUAGUCCCCAGAAAUUGAGCAAUAGUCCCUCCAGAGACCAUAAUCAAGUUCCAUGCGAUAGAUCUAAGAAAGAUGAAACUAAACAUGUUCAGAAGAAUUGCUUAGACCACUUGCAGAGUGCAAAAAGAAAUGAAAGUGGUAAUCUGGAAACCUUUGAAAAUGCUGAUAUUGGGAAAGUCCUGGCCAGGGGCAAAAGAGAUCAAUCUGUCAGUCCCCAAAAAUAUCCAAAGAGAGAGAGAAGCAGAGAAAAACUGAACAUAGACUUUCAAAGUAAAACAGCUACUGAUGAUACAAGUUCUAAUAGGCUGCUAAAAACUGAAAAGGUAAAAUUAGGAGUCAUGAAGGAAAUAAUAAAGCUGAAUUUAUCUGGGAAAAACACAAAAUGUCCUUCAGAGACACCCUAUGCCAAGGCCAGAGAGCAGUCUCUCUCACUUUCUAAGACUAAUCAGCCUGGAAAGAAAAUCUUGGAAGGUGAGAAUAUGAAAAGUUCUAAGCAAUUUGAAAUGUCAGGUCUUCCUGAUGAUUCACUAUUUUCUGUAGAUAAAAACUCUAGACUUGAAGCAGAUGAGCCUGUUUUCCUGAAAAAAUUCACAGAUAACUUGGAGCUAGCUGAUAAAACCAAAGACGAUGGGAUUUUCAAAUCUGAGAGCAGUUCUCCAGUAAAGAAAACAAUAGUUCCUGGACCUUGGAAGGUACCAAGUACAAGUCGAGUCACAAAAGCAAUGGGUUUGACUAACAAACGGGUUUGACUGACCAACUUUUUUAACAACAUAUUUUAAUCAAGUUUUUAAAUGUAGUCAUUAAACUUUUCCCCAGAAAACUCUUUUUUUUUUUUCAGACACUGUGAUUGACAGAAUGGAAAGUACAUUUGAUUUGAUCUUUUAUUAGGCUGCAUGAAGGACCUUUUUGGAUUGCAUAAGAGAAACUCUUCAAAAGCUGUUGUCCUUUUGUCUCCUUUGAAGAUGGUGUCCUGCUGCUCCUGAUGUUGCACUGCUAAGAUUUUCUGAUAGUAUUGUAUGUUAAUGAACAUUAUUUAAUGCCUAUUAUUAGUGGAUCAUAACUCACUACUUGUUCUUGUGCCAAGUUACCUACUGUAGCCCAUUGAAUCUUUUCCUGCAUUUUCCACUGCCACAGAAAAGGAUUUUGUUUAAAAUGGGUGUUUACUCAGGCAUGCUGCAUGUUUACAUAGGGAAUACUUCUAAAUUCUCACUGCUGAAGCAAAAGGUUAGGUGGGUGUAGUUCUCUUGAUUCUCUGGAGUCAGGAAGCCAACAUACACUCAGUUGCCAUCUUCACAAAUCUAUUCUUUCCUUCCCAAACUUCUCAAUCAGCAAAAUAACUGUAAAAAGGACAGUAGCCCUUUAUCAAUAAGUAUGUGAUUCCUUACUAUUUUAUUCUAUGUAA